AUGCCUCGAACAAAGGGAGUCACUGGUCAUGCUCCAAGUGAAGAGGACCUCAUUCAAAGUCUUGUCAACACAGACCUCUUUUUCUAUGCUGGACAUGGAGGUGGCGAGCAGUACAUGAGGAUGACCCAGCUCAUGAGACGAUGCUUCCAAGAUAACUUUAGACUUCCACCAGCAAUCUUGAUGGGCUGCUCUUCAGGAGCUCUUCAACGAUACGGGACGUUAGAGCCUUCUAGCAACAUAAUGACAUGGCUUCUAUGCAAAAGUCCCAUGAUUGUCAGUAACUUAUGGGACAUCACGGACAAGGACAUUGACGUUUUCAGCACCAGUGUACUUAGGAAAUGGGGUCUAGUAGAGAAUGACGGCGAUAGAAUCAGCAUUGCAAGUGCUGUCGCCGAGAGCAGAGAAUCGUGUGUUCUCAGGUAUUUAAAUGGAGCAGCUCCGGUUGUCCAUGGCCUACCACUUCGCCUAGAAUAA
Messenger RNA from Candidozyma auris, 474 nucleotides. RefSeq lists its product as uncharacterized. The transcript has a single exon. The coding region runs from base 1 to 474 and encodes 157 amino acids. The record is from RefSeq and is a predicted model, not a curated record. Gene Ontology annotation, biological process: meiotic chromosome separation; proteolysis. Gene Ontology annotation, molecular function: cysteine-type endopeptidase activity. Lineage: Eukaryota; Fungi; Ascomycota; Pichiomycetes; Serinales; Metschnikowiaceae. Gene Ontology annotation, cellular component: mitotic spindle; cytoplasm; nucleus.